AUGGCUGCGACGACGGGGUAUCCACAAGCAGUGCAAGGAUUCCAACAACAGUUCUUGGCUCCCAGAACAAAUCGGGCCGUGCCUGUGGCGUCUCCAUCGAUUCUUCCCGCCACUAAUACCGCCUUGUUUUCGAUAUUAUCUUCCGACAAUAGUAACGAUGAGAAUACCCCCCGACCUGCCACUGCGACGAGUCCUUUGGAAGAAUCCUUUUCGUUACGAGAUUGGACCCUGAAAGCAGAACAACAGUCACAACAAGAGGAACAGGAAACCGUGGAUCAUAACCGGAACAGUAACAGAAGAAUACACAAGGGCAACAACAACAAUAAUAACAACAAUAGUGGAGAAGAAAAAUGGUACGAACAAGCCGAGUACCAAAAUAAACGACAACAACGAAGACGUUGGCUCGAAAAGACGACGGACAGUUUGAUACAGAGUGAACCGGGGACUCUUGUCAAGGGCAAAUGGCACGAACUCACGUCCAUGUUGUAUGCCUGGAGUUCCUUUACCAAAACAGAUGCCGAUGCGCCGUUGCGCAUGGAAGCCAUUCUCAAACGACUCCAUCAAGAACGACGAGCCGGAAACCGAGAAGCCAAGGCGGAUAUUGAAAUGUACAAUCGACUCCUCGAUGCAUGGGCGUGUGCGGCACUGUUCAAAACACAACCAUCCGCCAAGGUGGCGUCGCAACGAGCAAGAGAAAUUCUUGUGCUCUUGCAGGAAACUUACGAACAACAACAAUUCGCACAAGAACAGGACGACUCGUCAAUAAUCAUGGAACCAUCGCUCAUGCCCAAUGAAGAAUCGUUCAAUCUCGUCUUGCACGUCGUGUGUCGCGUCGAAGGGCCGACUAUUGCGAGACGAUUGUUGGCCUUUAUGGAAUAUCUACAUCGAAGUGGAAAAAAUCCAUUGGCCAAACCCAAAAGAACGGAUUACGUUUCCGUACUCACGGCAUACACCCAUCCCAAAUUUCGGGUCGGAAAUGCCGGUGCCUUGGUCGAGGGAUUCUUGAGACACAUGAACAUUACCGGAGGUGUCGCACCGGAUACAUUUUGUUACAACUUGGCCAUCAAGGCAUGGAGUCAGUCUAAGAAGGGACGAGAGGCCGCCGAACAUGCCGAUCGCAUAUUGGAGGAAAUGCAAGCACCCAAAGAUAUUGUCACGUAUGCGUCCGUGAUUUCGGCAUGGUCCACCAGUGGCAUGCGGGCUCAUGCCGUACAACGAGCCGAAGAAGUACUACGGCAGAUUGAAAAUGAACCGCACUUGGAACCAAACACCAUUGUUCUCAAUGCCGUCAUGUCCACAUGGGUCAAAUCCAGGAGUCCGGGGGCAUCCAAUCGAACGGGAGAAUUGCUCAAACACAUGGAAGAAUCGUCCUUGCCGUCGAUUCAGCCGGACCUCAUCACCUACAACACGCAUUUGCAUGCACUGUCGCUACAGGCCAAGAAACCAGGAAUGGCACAACGGGCCGAUGCCUUGUUGCAGAAAAUGGAAAAUCGGUACGCCCGCGGCGAGGUGGACUUUGCUCCGAACCUGUUCAGUUACAAUUUGGUCAUUGAAGCAUGGUCCAAAGCACCCAAUGCCGCCAUGAAGGCUGCUCACGUGCUUCGGAAACUCGCCAAAGCCAAAGGGGUCGAGCCAGAUACAUUUUCAUUCAACCAGGUAUUGGCUGCCUUGUCGAGGUCGUCCAUGACGGGGCAGGCCAAAAUGGCAGAAGAAUUGUUGGAUUACAUGGUAAAGGCACACCGCGAAGGAGUACAUCCCUAUGCCAAACCGGAUCACAAGGGGUACACUCAUGUCAUUCAAGCACAUGCUCGUAGCGGAGUGCCCGGGGCGGCUGUCAAGGCAGAGCGACUGUUGCAGCACAUGAAGGAUCGCUACUUUUUGCACAAAGAGGGAAAUAUCAAGCCCAAUCGGCAUGUGUACAACGCGGUCAUUCACUGCUGGGCAAAGAGUGGUGAAGGAACUCUGGGAGCACGUAAGGCGGAAGCAUUGCUGAAGGAAAUGCAAACACUUCGAGAACAGUACAAUGACGAAUCCAUGGCUCCAAACCUUGUCACGUUCAACUGCGUUUUGAAUGCAUGGGCGCUCAGUGGUACCCGUUGUUGUGGCCACAAGGCGGAAAGUUACCUAAACCAAAUGUGGGAGCUCUACAACGCUGGAGACAACAACCUUGUAAAACCCAACGACAAGAGCUACAACACAGUUAUCAAUGCUAUUUCCAAAAGCAAGAAUGAAGCCAAAGCGCAGCGUGCUCUUCGGAUUCUUCGACGAAUGGACAAAUUGUAUCAGGCAGGGGUGAACAAAGAGGCUCGGCCCAAUGAGGUAACGUACACGGCUGUAUUGAAUAGCUGUGCUUUCCCGGCAGUGCUCGACGAAAAAACGAGGCGCAAGGCACUUGACACUGCCAUUUUCACCUUGGAGGAAUUGAAGGCUUCGAGGUAUGGGCACCCGAACCAAAUUACUUACGGGACCUUCUUCAAAGCAUGCGCCAAUCUACUUCCCGACGAUGACAACCUGCGUCGUGCAAUCAUUCAAGAAGCUUUUCUGCAAUGCUGCAAAGAUGGUCAAGUUGGCGAUCGGGUGUUGGCUAGUUUCCGGGAUGCGUCUCCUGCCGAUUUGUACGACGAGCUCGUUGUCAGUGCCGUGCAAAGCAGCCCUCCCAGACAGAGUUCUCGGCGUGUCUCUGUGCGAGACCUCCCAAAAGAAUGGUCGCGCAACAGCCUGCGACCGAGGUCGGCACCGAACAAGAGACGAUCUGUGCCACAACGAAACCGAUACCGGCCGUAA
Messenger RNA from Seminavis robusta, 2784 nucleotides. The record is from the annotation of a GenBank genome assembly. Lineage: Eukaryota; Bacillariophyta; Bacillariophyceae; Naviculales; Naviculaceae.